Messenger RNA from Xylona heveae TC161, 1317 nucleotides. RefSeq names its product ICE2 family protein. Gene Ontology annotation, cellular component: endoplasmic reticulum membrane; perinuclear endoplasmic reticulum; cortical endoplasmic reticulum. The record is from RefSeq and is a predicted model, not a curated record. The transcript has 3 exons. The coding region runs from base 1 to 1317 and encodes 438 amino acids. Lineage: Eukaryota; Fungi; Ascomycota; Xylonomycetes; Xylonales; Xylonaceae. Gene Ontology annotation, biological process: septin ring assembly; endoplasmic reticulum inheritance.
AUGUGGUUAUUCCGGAUCCUCUCUUCGGCGGUCUUCUUGGUGUCUAUCCUGCUCACGGUGCCCCUCACUUUUGACGUCGGCGGAAGGACCUGCGGCCUGGCAUUCUCCCUCGCACUUGCAACUUAUUACUUUCUUUACUGCGUACUUCGGAUCGCAACACCAGAAAGGUCACGGUUUCGAAAGGGUCUCGUGCACGCGCUCAGUUGGACGCAAUGGAUUGUCCUUCCCACGCUUAUGAUUGCCUGUCUCAAUAGAUUUUCUGUGGACUCUGUCAGUAGCGCAGGAUGGAUCGAGCGCACCUUUGACGGGAAAAGAGCUGCGGACAAAGGCCUGAGUGAAUGGCUCUUUGGGCACAAUGGCCUGUUUGAGACGGCAACCAUCGGGAGUUGGGACAAGGUCCUUCAAUGGUCCACUCCUGUCUUUCAGCUUUCAGAAGGAUUUUGCAGCCUGCUAGUGAUUCAGUCUGCUGGGCAGAUCAGUCGGUGGCUCGUUAAUGGAGAACGGGGUGAAAGCUGGAUGAUUGGUUUACUCGUCAUGUCGGCUUCUAUCAUCUCAAGCUCCGUAUACUUUCUCUGGAGGAUCACAACCUUUCCCGAAAUUGGAAAUGUUGACGCGACCUUGAUUGGCGUCGCCAUCACUUGUGCAGUGUUCUUGGCCGCGUGGGGAAUUGGAAGUGGAAAGGGCAAUCCAGUCGAGAGUUCACUUCUUUUUGCCUAUAUCACCCUUUGCAUCUAUCAAAUCUUCACAGACUAUCAACCUUCUCACCCAGCCGAAAGUGUCCCGCCGCCAGCUCAACAGGAUUUCCCCCCAUUUCCGCCGGCCGUCAUGGCUCCAUACACCACGCUCCUGCAUGCUCUUUCGAUCUUACCUUCCACCAUUCAUGCUGCAUUUAAUUUUCUCCUGGCCGCAUUGAGUACAAUCACGCCCUCAGUGUUCAUCUCUCUCAUGUAUCGGUCUUCUGUCCUCUACGCCUCAACUAGAAUCAUCCCAGCUGUUCGGGAGUCUGGGGCUCGUGCGCUGUCUCAAGAAGCCUCGCUUGAAGAUGAUGACGGUGCAGGAAAACUUCUUGGGCUUCUAAGCUGGUUCAGUCCGAGCAUACUGAUUGCCGUCUACACGAGUUUGCUGAUGCAGCACUUUUCGUCCACAGCAGGCGACGGCGUGGCGGGGGAAUGGUUGACCAGCCAAGUCGGUGAUGCUGGCGGAAAUCUAUGGCGCUGGAUCAAUCUCGGCGGUACAAUGGCAUUGUACACUCUGGAGCUGUAUCUCGGCAAGGCCGACAUUGACGGCGGGCUAACUGGCCAUUGGAAAGCCGAUUAA